Chanos chanos (milkfish) is the source of this 564-nucleotide messenger RNA. Its product is annotated as interleukin-17B-like. Gene Ontology annotation, cellular component: extracellular region. Bases 1 to 564 code for a protein of 187 amino acids. NCBI's taxonomy places the organism in Eukaryota, Metazoa, Chordata, Actinopteri, Gonorynchiformes, Chanidae. The transcript is spliced from 2 exons. Gene Ontology annotation, molecular function: cytokine activity. The record is from RefSeq and is a predicted model, not a curated record. Gene Ontology annotation, biological process: inflammatory response.
AUGGAGUCACGAGAUACGCUUGACGAAGGAAAAGGCGAACGACGGAGAAACAAACGAUUAAAAGGCAGACAGGGAGUGAAUGGUUGGCGGAAUGCCACCUCACAUCGGCCCUCUCUUGAUCCGGUGCUGGCUGGUGAGGACACUCUUGGGACAGAUGUACCAUCCGAUGGCGAUGAGGUGAACUUCGAUAAAUACAUUGAAGACAUGGUAUCUCAGGUCAGAAACAACCCAGCACUUUCCAAAACCAAAUGUGUGGUGGAUCGCCAGCUCUGGAUGUCCAACAGCAGAAGUCUGUCUCCGUGGUCAUACAGAAUUAAUCACGAUGAGAACCGCAGACCGGUGGACAUUCCAGAGGCGAAGUGCUCUUGCCAAGGCUGUAUCAACCCGUUCACCAUGCAAGAGGAUCGCGCCAUGACCAGCGUGCUCAUCUAUACCAAGAUCCCUGUGCGCAGACUGCUUUGCGAACGAUCUUCGAGGAAACCCAGGAAGAACAAGAAAUGCGUUCCCCGUUACAGGACUGUUGUGGAGAGCAUUGCUGUUGGAUGCACCUGCAUAGUUGGAUAA